Messenger RNA from Phytophthora nicotianae INRA-310, 603 nucleotides. RefSeq lists its product as hypothetical. NCBI's taxonomy places the organism in Eukaryota, Oomycota, Peronosporomycetes, Peronosporales, Peronosporaceae. The transcript has 2 exons. Bases 1 to 603 code for a protein of 200 amino acids. The record is from RefSeq and is a predicted model, not a curated record.
AUGACCGUCUGGUCGCGCCUAAAGUUCUCUGACAACGUGGACAAUGCUCUGAGUAGCGGAAAGCUGGGGAUGUUUUCCAAGUAUAUCGCUAAGUAUUAUCCGAACAAUGUGAAGUCUGUGCUAGAGAGAUUCACAGUGAAAUACGGAGAAGACGCAGUUGCAAAGGCACUAGUAACAGCCACGAACAAAGGGACGAUGAAGGAUUUCGCGUCGAAGUUGCAGACACAGCAGCUAGAAGGCUGCCGAAAGGUGAUCGUCCUGAGCAAGUACGUCAAUCUAUUCAACGGCAAGAACCCGCAAGAUAAAACGCAAUUGUUCAGCGUGAUGAAGAACGGAUUCGGUGGCGAUGGUGGCCUAGCACGUAUGGUCACUGCGGCACGGAGAGUCGGAGAUCCAGAGAUAGAACUGACCGCCAAGCAAUAUCAGAAGGGGCUGUUUAAGCAAUGGUUUGCAGGCGACAUCAAACCGGAGAACGUGUACGCGAAGUUUCUCAACGGAAAGGAGGGCCAUAUGGAAAAGGCGAUUGUAGCCCAAUACAAAGCACACUACGACAAGCAAAUGAAUCCCCAAGUAUACACCUUCAAUGAUCCCAGGCGUUCUUAG